Molecule: messenger RNA, 1989 nt
Organism: Carya illinoinensis
Lineage: Eukaryota; Viridiplantae; Streptophyta; Magnoliopsida; Fagales; Juglandaceae
Product: caffeoylshikimate esterase-like
Exons: 13
Coding region: 169-1755 (528 amino acids)
Cellular component (GO): membrane
Molecular function (GO): lipase activity
Source: RefSeq, a predicted model, not a curated record
CCCAAACCACACACCCCAACCAAGCACCACAGCCAAACUCCCAAUCACGACUCCAGACAAAAACUAACCCAUACAUUCUCAAUCCCCAACGUGUUUGUUUUGUCGAAGCUAAGUCAGAUCUCAUUAUCUUUUUUAAUAUUCAAAAGACAAGAUUAUUAUAAACCCCACAUGGCUUUGAAACCCGGGAAGCUCAGCAGGCGCCGCCCAAUAGAAGAAUUUCGAGCUAGGGUUUGGAGUCAGUGGAGGAAGAAGGGGAGGAGAGAGGUGAUGGCACCGCUGGUGGCGAAGUUCCCUGGGAUUGACAAGGAGUUGCAGAAGGUUCUCGAGGCUAACAUGGACGAAGCGCCAGCCAGACAGCACGCUCGCGACUCUUUCAAGGAUAUUCAGCUUGGGAUUGAUCACAUUUUGUUCAAGACACCGUGUGAUGGACUAAAAAUAAAGGAGUCAUAUGAAGUGAACUCUAGAGGAUUGAAAAUUUUUUCUAAGUGUUGGCUUCCCCUCAGCUCUCACCUCAAAGCAGUGGUGUGCUAUUGUCAUGGUUAUGGAGAUACUUGCACAUUUUUCUUUGAAGGAAUUGCAAGGAAGUUGGCAUCUUCUGGAUAUGGUGUUUUUGCAAUGGAUUAUCCAGGUUUUGGUCUUUCAGAAGGUCUGCACGGUUAUAUUCCCAGCUUUGACUGGAUUGUUGAUGAUGUUAUUGAGAAUUACUCAAAAGUCAAAGAGAACCCUGAGUUUCGUACUCUCCCGAGCUUCCUUUUCGGUCAGUCUUUGGGUGGAGCUGUAGCUCUGAAGGUGCAUCUGAAACAACCUCAUGCAUGGGAUGGUGCCAUUCUUGUAGCGCCUAUGUGCAAAAUUGCAGACAACAUGGUUCCACCAUGGUUACUCAAGCAAAUCCUGAUUGUUGUCGCUAAUUUUCUUCCAAAGCAAAAGUUAGUUCCACAAAAGGACUUGGCGGAGGCUGCAUUUAGAGACGUGAAAAAGAGAGAGCUGACAGCUUACAAUGUCAUUGCUUACAAGGAUAACCCACGCUUGCGGACUGCUGUGGAGAUGCUCAGAACUACUCAAGAGAUAGAACGGCGACUGCAAGAAGUUUCUCUGCCCUUGUUGAUUUUGCAUGGAGAGGCUGAUAUUGUAACUGAUCCAUCUGUGAGCAAGGCCUUGUAUGAGAAAGCAAGCAGUUCAGACAAGAAGCUGAGCCUUUAUAAGGAUGCCUAUCAUUCUCUUCUCGAGGGUGAGCCAGACGAAAUCAUAAUUCAAGUUUUCCACGAUAUAAUUUCUUGGCUUGAUGAACACAGUGUAAAAGGGUUGCCAAGCUCCCAACUUGCUAGCAGCGUUUUUUCUUUGGGAACAGUAGCCGUUCUUCCAUUUUACACUCUCAUGGUUCUGGCUCCUAAAGCUGAACUAACAAAAAAAUCUGUGGAAAGUAGCAUACCAUACAUCGUGCUUGGACUUCUGUAUGCAUAUCUGCUAUACCUCUCUUGGACUCCUGAAACAAUCCGGAUGAUUUUUGCAAGUAAAUACUUGCUUCCAGAGCUGCCUGGCAUCGCAAAGAUGUUUUCUAGCGAGAUGACUUUAGCCUCUGCUUGGAUUCACUUGUUGGUUGUAGAUCUCUUUGCUGCAAGGCAGGUUUUUCACGAUGGACUGGAAAACCAAAUUGAGACCCGGCAUUCGGUUUCUUUUUGCCUGCUUUUUUGUCCCAUUGGAAUCCUUACUCAUGUCAUCACCAAAGCAAUAACCAAGAGUUGCAGAAGUCCCUGACACAGCAUGUCCAUGAUCUAAUUUGCAGACCAGAUCCAAAUAAUGGAUUCACUGGAACUUAAAAAUUCUCAGACCCCUAAUCGGGACUCAUAUUGUUUUCAGCAUCAUCAGCUAUCAAUGAAUGCUGAGGUUUAUUGUUUUCUUUGAUAAAAUAUUUCAUGCCUGUUCAUUUGUCUCUACUUGAGUUCAAAAUCAUAACGAAAUGGAUAAUGAGGUACCAUGAACAUUCAAGAA